Molecule: messenger RNA, 1108 nt
Organism: Talaromyces proteolyticus
Lineage: Eukaryota; Fungi; Ascomycota; Eurotiomycetes; Eurotiales; Trichocomaceae
Product: ribosomal protein L17
Exons: 2
Coding region: 244-882 (212 amino acids)
Biological process (GO): translation
Cellular component (GO): mitochondrial large ribosomal subunit; ribosome
Molecular function (GO): structural constituent of ribosome
Source: RefSeq, a predicted model, not a curated record
CUAGGAAUAACAAGCAAGACCGCCAGAAGUUGAACAUCACGAGAACAAUUCAAGAAACAACUUUCUGCAAAACACUCAUCAAAAUUUCGCGGUGACACAGAGCAACUCAACACUCUGAAAAUACAGCGGCAAUAUCUGCUGUCCUUUAGACGGUCAUUUUGCGCUCGAUUCAGCCAUCGUCAUUAGAGAAUUGGGCCACGGCCUUUUUUUCUGUCUCAAUUCAUCCCGAUAAACCGCAACACAAUGGCUGGUGGUGCAGGUAAAUACCGCCAUCUCAGCCGCGACUCUGCCCACAGACAAGCGCUUUUACGGAAUCUCGUCACUUCUCUUUUCAAGCAUGAAUCCAUCACCACCACAUGGCCCAAGGCCAAAGAAGCCCAACGCCUUGCCGAAAAGCUCAUUACGCUAGGCAAGAAAAACACCGAAGCGAGUCGAAGGAGGGCAAUCCAGAUAUUCUACACUCCCCAUGAGAUCAUUCCCAAACUCUUUGGACCCCUUCGAGAACGUUAUGCAGACAGACCAGGUGGAUACACACGGGUUCUACGUGUCGAGCCCAAGAAGGACGACCAAGCCCCCAGCGCAAUCUUAGAACUAGUUGAUGGACCAAAGGACAUGAGAUUUGCCCUUGCAGCGAGGACAGUGGCCCGAGAGCGCGAACAAGGCUUGCAAACACUGGCUGAAUUCACCCAACUCAAUGUGAAAAAGGUUACCCAGUUCCGGAAAGAUGGCGUCGAGGCUCUGGAGCGGGAAAUCGAGAGACUAAAUUUGGAGAAGCAAAGGAAGGAAGAAGGGGAGGCAGAAGGGGGGAAGAGGCAAGUGAUAAGAGGCCCAGAAAAUGAAUAUAAAUUCACUGCGAUGGAUGGUGUGAAUGUACAUGUAUAAUUAAGGCGCAAUAGCAUUGGACUUUCUAUUGUAUCAAGUGUAUUAUAUCAAGGGACUAUAUUCAUCUAUAACGCUGAAGCUGUGUACCGCAUGCAAACGUUCAAUUUUGCAUGUAGUAGGUAGAAAAGUAGAAUCCCUCAGACGGCUAUUGAAAUGAUAUUUGAUACUGAAGUUCCAUGGAAUUGAUACAUGCACGCGGGAAAACUUUUAUGGAACCAAAUGAUCU